AUGUCAAAUGAGAACAGUUCUAUGUCAAAUGAGAACAGUUCUAUAUCAAAUGAAAAAAGCCCUAAAUUGUUAUUACAAAAUUUUAGUUUAGAAAAUAUUAGUAAGGACUUAAAUAGCAAAAAUGAAACACCUGGAUCAUCUUCCAAAAAUUUUUAUGAAUUAGAAGAGAAAUUAAAUCUAGCAUCUGAUAA
Funneliformis geosporum is the source of this 191-nucleotide messenger RNA. The record is from the annotation of a GenBank genome assembly. Lineage: Eukaryota; Fungi; Glomeromycota; Glomeromycetes; Glomerales; Glomeraceae.